Molecule: messenger RNA, 3293 nt
Organism: Linepithema humile (Argentine ant)
Lineage: Eukaryota; Metazoa; Arthropoda; Insecta; Hymenoptera; Formicidae
Gene: PRAS40
Product: Proline-rich Akt substrate 40 kDa
Biological process (GO): neurotrophin TRK receptor signaling pathway; negative regulation of protein kinase activity; negative regulation of TOR signaling
Cellular component (GO): cytoplasm
Source: RefSeq, a predicted model, not a curated record
GUGCGCGUUGCUCUUUCCCUCACCCUUCCCAUCCCCCUUCCAUUUGCUCACUUCGUUACAUGUAUACCAACGAAUUGACCGGCUGUGAGCGAUCGCGCGACACUCGCGCAGGCAUUCCGAUGUGUAUCGGCUCUCUAGUUCGAUGUAAACAUCGGUAAACACUCGACGUGAAAACCGAAACGUAAACAUCGUAAACAACGGUGACACGCUUAUUCUCGCAAUCCGCAUGUUCUAGUGUAUUUCUACGAGAUUCUUCUGUCUCUUCGCGCAAUAACAGAUCGCAAACUCAAUGUUCGAGCUGAAUAAUACGGCUUAUCCAUAUCAUUUCAACACGUACGAUCGCUAGACUCAACCUCACAUCGGCCUUUCUAUAUUGAUCGUCCGCGAAACGGCAGCUUUCCCAAACGAUUGUACAACGACAGCAAUAGUUCAUAUUCAUUUUUCACCGCUUUUUGUCGCGUGUCUCUACGAAAAACCGUGCCGAGUGGUAAUCGAGCGACGUGCGCGACAAUCGAAACAAAUAGUCUUCGUUUUAUCUGAUUGCGAGUAAGAAUACUUACCGGUGCAUCGGUGUUUCCCGCAUUAAUAGGCAACAAUCGGUUCGAUCGAAGGUUCAAGGUGAAUUCGAAAGGAAAAGAACGACCGAGUCAAGAUUCAAUUGCAUGCUCACGGCGCCGGACAGCCCAUCCUUCAUUUCUGAAACAAAAAGAAAGGAAACGCUUCUCGUCUCGCUCGAGAAAGAGAAAGAAAAAAAGAGUACACAUCGUUUGCCGAUCGGUGAAAGAUGCAUGUCACCUGCAAGUGCCUGAACGUGUCCAUCAGAUCCAGGAACGCCGAACUGCAGCGGGUCAACAUCGACAGCAUUGAAUUGACCGAUCUGGAGCGCACCGAUGCCUUCUUCCGCGAGGACCUGGCAAGUAUACCGGAAUUGGAGACUAUUACUAAAGAGCAGCCUGGCUUAGUGGAAAUAAGAAAUGUCGGAUCAUGGAUUAUACAUCGUUGUUACAAUUGCUCAAUAUACACUCAUGCUGUCCACAGAGAGUUUGGUGCUGCUUUAGUCCUUAUUAAUAGCAAUAUUGUUUUAUCUCCCGAAGAAAUAAAUAAAUUAAAAUCUAACCCAGAUUACAGCCAGGUAUUUAGGAUAGUAAUUAAUCACAGUUUGGAAGAUCUCGAUGAUUAUCUACAACAGCCUAAUAAAUUCUCUGUUUCACAAUUGCCUAAUACGGUUCAAGUGGCUCUAGGCGGAUUACAACGCCAGCUAGAAGAAGCUGUACAACGUCAAACAGCAACGAUAGAAGAUAAAAUACGUGCGUUUACAGCAGAACAAUAUCAACUGUUGGAACAAUUUCGUGAAAGAGCACAUAACGAACAUAGGCUGUUAUCAAAGUUAGUGUGUAGAGGAGAGGAGACGAAUAGAGUAACCAGUAAUAUAGAAACUCCGCCAACAACUCCUGACAGCUUUAAGAAUACUUUGACUACCUCUGCAGCUAAUCCAGUUAAUCCAAAGUCCAAUGUAGUAUCCGAUGAUACGAAAGUUUCGACUGGCUCAAAUAUUAAGCACGAAACAACCGCUAAACAUUCUUCUAAAGAUUCUACUAAUAAUAAAAAUAUGAAGAAGAAAAAUUCACAGUACAUUUGCACCAAGGAAUCGGCUAGCUUUGAUGCAGAAGCAAUGUUUCCUUUUGAGGGCAUAGAGGAACCAGAUACAGCCAACCCACAGAUUCUAUGGUCCUCUGAAGAAGGAUCUGAUACUGAUGAUUCAGGCCAGAACGAAGGGAUUCAAAUGCCAAGAAGUCAACGGGAUGGUCAUGCCACCUUGGCUAAAUCGCUUCCUGUCACUGUACCUGCUUUCCCUUCUAUUGUUCGUCGUGCAGUACAGGACCAAGAUGAUGAUCAGCUGCCAAGCAACCCGCUAGAUCCGCACAACAUUCGAGCUUCAAUUAAAGCCUUAGCUAAAAGUGUACAUGGUGAUACGGUAUUCGGAGACUUACCACGUCCCAGAUUUUCUACUCAGAUCUGACUUGUCAAGUAUGACCAGAAAAAUUCACUCAGCACUUCGUGCUUUUGAUACAAUAUAUCAUAGUCCCUAUCAUCCGUCAUUUUUGUCUUUCAUACAGAAGUUACUAAAGAAUUAUGUAUACAGACCUAGAAUAGAUAUGGUCAGUUUUGCAGAAAUACAGGACAUCUGCAUAUUUUAUAGAAACUCGAGAUUAUGCUGUAAUUCAAAUUCUUACUAUCUAAUUUACUAAAUAACACAAAUACGGAAAGACUAUACAUGCUGUAUAAACUGAAGGCUAUACUUGCAAAUAUUGUAAAAAAAAUAGAUCGUCCUGACAGACAUAAACACGUGCAUUAAAUGUUUAUAAACGCCUAAACACAUUUGUAAAAACUAAAGAUAUCUAGUGCAACCUGGAAUUUUAUCAUUUAUUCCAAUAUAAAUUCACUCGCGUAAAUGUUUAUUAUGUACUAUACAGCAGACUGAAUUUUUUGUCAUUACCUCAAGCAACAAUAUUAGCAAUUUAAAGACUACUUGACACAUAGAAUGCAAAGAAUAACAACAAAGAAUUAUGUCACGCUAUUGCAUUAUUGAUAUUUAUAAAGCUGUUACAAACAUUUUACAACAUAUAAUUAUAUUUUUUUCCUGUUAUGUUGAAAAUUAAAACGUCAUUGAUAAAUGCAGAGAAUGUCAAUUAUGCAUAAAUAUGGACACUUUAUAAAGAAAUAUAUAGAUAAUGUAAUGGAAAAACUCAGCGCAAAUGUGAUUAUAAUUAUAAUAAGAGAAAAGAUUUAUAAAUCAUAAUUUCUUACAUAGAAAUUAAGGUCUAAAACAGAUUACCAUCAAAUGCGCGCGCGUGCGCGCGCGCUUCUUAUGCAUUACAUACUUUAUUAUUAAGUAAUUUUAAUAAUACUUUUUUUUGCAAUCAAUUUAACAUAUUGACUGAAUAAUGAAAAAUAAUCAUAACUAAUACUGUAUGAGAAAAAAUCUUUUUUGUAUUAGAUGUGAUAUAAACGAUAUAUCCUAUUUUUAGCAAAAGUGAGACACCUGAUGUUAUCUGACCUAUAUUCACAAAUUUGGAAAUAUAUUACCGAUUUAUAAUUUCUUUUUUCAUGAAACACCUGCAAAAAAAAUGUUACGGUUACGUAGAAUUAAAAAAUAUUCUAAUAAUUUUUUCUGCAGCAAUUUGCUGUAUAAUGUAGCAUUAAUUUUUUGUAUCUUUGUAAAACAUCCUAAUCAUGUCCUUCUAUUACGUAUGUAUGUACAUUCAUUAAAAUGGAUAUAUGUAUGCCUUUAA